UCGACAUUAUCCCGAUUACCAAGCGAGGGUCGUAUCUUCAAGUUAGCUAUUGCCUAGCCCUGCGGGUUUUCUUUUAGACGUUUUUCCUUAACGGUCGUUUUUCCUCGUGUGAUGUUCACGGUACCAUGUUUGACUUAAGCUGUUUCUACGUUUCUCAAGGCUGAGUAUUGAAAGCACCUCUGAUAUUCGUUGUUUAUCUCGUCCCCCUCUGCCCAUCCACCCGUCAGUCAUUCAUUUCCGCAGCCUCUAGCCUGUGAAGUUCCCCGUCGAGCACGUCUUGCGGAUGAGCUCACGAGUGUGCAUCUCACCGGUUAAUAAUUGACGGGAUGUUUCGUUAGCGGUGUGAGCAGAGGCUCAAAAUCUGCCCUCUGUCAGUAAGGUAGUAAAAACGACAGCGAUGGGCGAGGCAAAAGAAAAACAUGACCGGAGGUUGGGAGUCACAGCCUGGAUUUGUGACGUGGUUUACAGCACUGGGGCCGGAAAAAUGAGAGGCAGACACCGCAAGCAAUGAAAGGAUCCAGCCAGAUCCGCUUGCUUCAGUUUCAUGUUGAGGGACGACUUUUGGCUGCCGUCCAGGGAGAUAAGUGUGAUCGGACACAUGUCAUACAUCUUGUUUCGAUUCUUUCACUAACUGGUGUGUGAGAUAGACAGGACGUGUCACCGCGAAGAGCCGCGCGUCUUGCUCACAUCUGAAUGAAGGAUCAGUUGGCUUUUGGGAUACUUCAAGGAAACUUUUUAUCAUUAUUAUUAUUAUUAUUAUUAUCCACGAGAUGCAUGUUCAAUAACACAGAUUUUUAAUCGCGACUUCUCUCUGGAUUAUUUAAUUUGAAGAGUUUGCUCUGGUUUGGUUCAUCUUGUCAUUUAACCGAACUGGUCGCUACCUGGCAGCUGAAACAUGGCACUUUAUGUGGCCGGUCUGAGUAAAGGAGUGGCCCCACAAGGAAUGGCUGAGUUCCAGGAAAUGAUGCGGCAGCAGCUGGAGAGCUCCAUGCACACUGAGCUGGAGAAGCUGCUGGACACCACCACAGGCGCUGAGAAAGAGGCGUCCAGGAAAGACUUUGGAGGCUUCAGGAAUCUCUUCCACCGAUUCCUGCAGGUGAAGGGUCCAUCGGUGGAGUGGAUCAAGAUACAGAGACCUCCAGAAGACUCGAUCCAGCCCUACGAUAAGAUCGCCGCCCGAGGCCUGCCGGACAACGUGGCUGACAGCCUGAACAAACUGGUGGUGGUGAAGCUAAACGGAGGCCUGGGCACCAGCAUGGGAUGUAAGGGCCCCAAGAGCCUGAUCAGUGUCCGCAACGAGAACACCUUCCUGGACCUCACUGUGCAGCAGAUUGAGCACCUGAACAAGACUUACAACACAGACGUGCCGCUGGUCCUCAUGAACUCCUUCAACACAGAUGAAGACACAAAGAAGAUCCUGCAGAAGUACACACACCACCGCGUCAAGAUACACACCUUUAACCAGAGCAGGUACCCUCGCAUCAGCAAAGAGUCCCUCCUCCCCGUGUCCACAAACUUGAGCAUGAAUGGGCAAAACGCAGAAGGCUGGUACCCUCCAGGCCACGGUGACAUUUACGCCAGCUUCUACAACUCGGGCCUGUUGGACCAGCUGAUCGCGCAGGGGAAGGAGUACAUCUUCGUGUCCAACAUCGACAACCUGGGCGCCACCGUCGACCUCCACAUCCUGAACCACCUGGUCGGCCAGCCCAACGGCAAGCGCUGCGAGUUCAUCAUGGAGGUGACGGAUAAGACGCGCGCCGACGUCAAGGGUGGCACGCUGAUCAAGUACGACGGAAAACUGCGCCUGCUGGAGAUCGCACAGGUGCCCAAGGCCCACGUCGACGAAUUCAAAUCGGUCUCAAAGUUCAAGAUCUUCAACACCAACAACCUGUGGAUCUCUCUGGCUGCCAUCAAGAGGCUGCAGGAGCAGAACGCAAUGGAUAUGGAGAUUAUAGUCAACCCGAAGACGCUUGAUGGGGGGCAGAACGUCAUCCAGCUGGAGACGGCGGUCGGCGCGGCCAUCAAAUGCUUCGACAACGCCCUGGGCAUCAAUGUACCUCGCAGCCGCUUCCUGCCCGUCAAAACCACGUCGGACCUGCUGCUGGUCAUGUCCAACCUGUACAGUCUGGAGGCCGGCUCUCUCACCAUGAGCCCCAAGAGGGAGUUUCCUACAACGCCGCACGUCAAGCUGGGCAGCUCCUUCACCAAGGUCCAGGAGUACCUGACCCGCUUCGAGAGCAUCCCCGACAUGCUGGAGCUCGACCACCUCACAGUGUCUGGAGACGUCACCUUCGGGAAAAACGUUUCCCUCAAGGGUACCGUCAUCAUCAUCGCCAACCAUGGAGAUCGGAUCGAUAUUCCAGCCGGCUCCAUGCUGGAAAACAAAAUCGUUUCCGGCAACCUCCGCAUCAUGGACCACUAAUGCCUUUUUCAUCCCCUCCACCCAAUCAUGUGAUCAAGUUAUGUUUGUCCCAGUCAUGUGACCUGUUUGUCAAGUAUCCCCGGAUUGUGAAAGGAAAUGGCUUUUCCCUGAAGGACGUGUGUGUGUGUGUCUGUCUGUGUGUGUGUGUGUGUGUGUGUGUGUGUGUGUGUGUCUGUCUGUGUGUGUGUGUGUGUGUGUGUGUGUGUGUGAGUGUGAGUGAGAGUGAGAGAGACUGUGAAUGUGAAUGUGAAGUGCGGCUCUGCAGUUGGGAGUGCUUGUAGCUGGGCUAUACUGCCCUCUACAGGCUGUGUAUAAUAUAAUAUAAACACUUAAUACUAUUGACCUAUAGCCACCAUAGAGAGAAAGACAACAAAUCAGAUUUUAUUUUUUAUUCUUUUUGUCAACUGUAGUGAUUUUGACUGUUGGCCAGAAAAUAAAACCUGCCAAAACAGAUUAAAGAUAGAGAUAACAAUGUUAA
Molecule: messenger RNA, 2900 nt
Organism: Scatophagus argus
Lineage: Eukaryota; Metazoa; Chordata; Actinopteri; Scatophagidae
Gene: ugp2b
Product: UDP-glucose pyrophosphorylase 2b
Exons: 10
Coding region: 896-2422 (508 amino acids)
Biological process (GO): UDP-alpha-D-glucose metabolic process; glycogen metabolic process
Cellular component (GO): cytoplasm
Molecular function (GO): UTP:glucose-1-phosphate uridylyltransferase activity
Source: RefSeq, a predicted model, not a curated record